This is a messenger RNA of Talaromyces proteolyticus, 999 nucleotides long. RefSeq names its product putative quinone oxidoreductase. The coding region runs from base 1 to 999 and encodes 332 amino acids. Gene Ontology annotation, molecular function: quinone reductase (NADPH) activity; zinc ion binding. NCBI's taxonomy places the organism in Eukaryota, Fungi, Ascomycota, Eurotiomycetes, Eurotiales, Trichocomaceae. Gene Ontology annotation, cellular component: cytoplasm. The record is from RefSeq and is a predicted model, not a curated record. The transcript is spliced from 3 exons. Gene Ontology annotation, biological process: cellular response to oxidative stress.
AUGACUAUCCCAACUACUCAAAAAGCCAUCGUCGUUGAGACGACUGGCGGUCCAGAGGUUCUCCAACUGAAGACCGACUACCCAGUCCCACAGCCUUCAGAUGGACAAGUGCUUAUCAAGAACAAGGUUUCUGGCAUUAACUACAUCGACACAUACUUCCGCACUGGACUUUACCCAUCAUCCAAGCCGGAAGUUCUCGGCCGUGAGGCUGCAGGGACUAUCGUCGCUCUUGGUCCAGGCGCAAAUCCAUAUGGGUUCAAAGUUGGAGACCGCGUCGUAUGGAUGAAGACUGCUUCAUAUGCGGAGUACUCUGCUGUGCCUGACCGAGAUGUUGUAAAGAUCCCCGAUGGGGUCUCGGAUGAAGAAGCCGUUGCCUCGUUUCUCAGUGGGUUGACAAUUUUAACUCUGGUCAAAGAAACAUAUGCUGUCAAGAAGGGUGACACGGUACUUGUACAUGCUGCUGCUGGCGGUGCUGGGUUUCUGAUGGUUCAAGUUCUCAAACUGCUUGGGGCUAUUGUUAUUGGUACCGCGGGAGGACCAGAGAAGGUUGCCUUGGUUAAGAGCCUGGGUGCUGACCAUGUGAUUGAUUACCGUAGCGAGGAGGGCAAAGAUUGGGUGAAGCGUGUGAAGGAAAUCACGAAUGGGCGUGGCGUUGAUGUCGUGUAUGACUCGGUUGGCAAGGAUACUUGGGAAGGUAGCCUUGAUGCUGUGAAGAGAAAAGGGUUUAUUGCCUGGUUCGGCAAUGCUAGCGGUCCUGUCCCAGCAUUUCCAAUUCAACGACUAACCCCAAAGUGUGUCACGAUUGCUCGGCCGUCAAUGCUGGGGUAUGUCGAAACAAGAGAAGAGUACGAAGGCUACGUGAAAGAACUGUUUGAUCUUCUCAGUUCUGGAAAACUGAAAGUCAAGAUCCACAAAGUCUAUCCAUUAGAAGACGUUCAGCAAGCACACAAGGACCUGGAAGGCCGAAAAACAACCGGCAAAUUGCUUUUAGCGCCCUGA